Messenger RNA from Hemibagrus wyckioides, 5230 nucleotides. Its product is annotated as protocadherin alpha-C2. Gene Ontology annotation, molecular function: calcium ion binding. The record is from RefSeq and is a predicted model, not a curated record. Gene Ontology annotation, biological process: homophilic cell-cell adhesion. NCBI's taxonomy places the organism in Eukaryota, Metazoa, Chordata, Actinopteri, Siluriformes, Bagridae. The transcript is spliced from 2 exons. Gene Ontology annotation, cellular component: plasma membrane. Bases 175 to 2616 code for a protein of 813 amino acids.
AGGAAGCCAUGACAGUCCUGGAUGCUUUGCACAUACACAGACACACACCCUUUAAGGAUUAUGCAGGGUAUUUUUUUAAUGCAGGGGUAUUAUAUUGUAGUUAUAUUCUAACUGCGUCGUGAACGCAGUUCGUUUGUAGGUCGUGCUUAUUCAGAUCGCUAUUUUCUGUCCGCUAUGAAUUCGCGAGCUUUCGCCUUUUGCAGGAGGUCAUGGCACGUCCGAUUUGUUAUGUUUUCCGCACUUUGGGGCUUAGCUUUCACCGUGACGCGGUACUCCAUCCCGGAGGAAACUGCAGAAGGAACUGUGGUGGCGAAUUUAGCCGCGGAUUUGGGUCUGGACGCGCGCAGCCUCGCGGAGCGCAAUGUGAAACUCGACUACAUCCACAGCAAAAAAUACCUGGAUAUUAACAAAGACACCGGAGACAUGUUCAUAACCGAAAAGAUCGACAGAGAGCACAUAUGUCCCGCAAAGACGUCCUCGUCCUGUUUCCUUAAAAUGGACGUUGUCAUAGAAAAUCCGUUACGCAUAUUCAACCUCGAGCUGGAAAUCAUGGACAUAAACGAUAACGCCCCUCAGUUCAGGAGGGAGCGCAUACCGCUGGAUAUCUCAGAAUCAGCAAGGCCUGGAGAGAAAUUUUCUUUAAAUAACGCAGUUGACGCUGAUGUUGGAGAAAACUCGAUCAAGACUUAUUUCCUGAGCCAAAGUGACGAGUUCACUAUUGAGAUUCAGUCAGGAAGCGACGGCACGAAAUACGUGGACCUCGUUCUCCAAGCACCUCUGGACAGAGAAAAGCAGGCUAUGCACAGUCUCAUCCUCACAGCCGUGGAUGGUGGCACACCGGCACGGACUGGUACCGCCACAGUCAUUGUGAAAGUACUGGACACUAAUGACAACACUCCUCAGUUUGACCGACAGGUGUAUUCAGUUGAUCUUGUAGAAAAUGCCUCGGCCGGUACGCUGGUCAUGCAUCUCAACGCAACAGACAAGGAUGAAGGCAGCAAUGCUCAGGUUGUGUACUCAUACACGCUGUACACGUCUGAAAAAACACAGGAAAAGUUCUCGCUGGAUCCCAAUAGCGGAGAAAUCAGAGUGAAAGGGGUGAUCGAUUAUGAGGAGACGAGAAGUUUUGAAAUGUACGUUGAAGCCAAGGACAAAGCUGUAAGUCCACUUUCUGCACAAUGCAAAAUAUUGGUAUUUGUCACAGACUUAAAUGACAAUUAUCCUGACAUCAUAGUUAAAUCAUUCAAAAGCUCAAUUAAGGAGAACACACCUACGGGAACGGUGAUAGCAGUGGUCAGUGUGAGUGACAGAGACUCUGGAGAUAAUGGCAAAGUUUUUAUUUCUUUACACGAUGCUCAUGUGUUGCCUUUUCUUCUAAACAAAUCAUCUGAGGAUUACUUUGAACUGACUAUAAAAGAUCCACUAGACCGUGAGAAAGAUUCUAGUUAUGAAAUCAUGCUUCAUGUUACGGAUGGAGGAACACCUCCACUAACUGACAAUGAGACUAUUAGCUUGGAGAUCCUGGAUGUAAACGACAAUGCUCCAGCGUUUUCUCAGUCCUUUUACACAAUUCAUCUGCCUGAAAACAAUGAGCCAGGUGAGCUACUCUGCUCUCUCACUGCACACGACCCAGAUCUGAAUGAAAACCAGUACUUGGUCUAUUUUAUAGUAGAGAAAGAGAUCUCCAACAUGUCUGUGUCUACAUUGUUCUCGGUAAACCCAGAAAAUGGGAACUUGUAUGCUCUGCGUGCCUUUGACUUCGAGCGUGAGAGGGAGUUUCUCUUUCACAUAGAAGCUCAAGACUCUGGUGUUCCACCUCUCAGUAGCAAUGCUACAGUGCAAGUGAUAAUUCUUGACCAGAACGACAACACACCUCAAAUCGUGUCACCGUGGAGGGCUCAUGACUCUGUCGUUGACCAGGUGAUUUCACGAGCCGCCGAUCAGGGCUCGCUGGUGGCAAAGGUCAUCGCACUGGAUGCGGACUCAGCACAGAACUCACGUGUCACCUACCAGUUCCUCCAGGUCACUGAUGCGUCUCUGUUCACUUUGGACCGCUACAACGGUGAGGUGCGAACCACUCGUAUGUUCACCUACCGAGAUCCCAAACAUCAACGACUUGUGAUUGUUGCCAAAGAUAAUGGAGAUCCUCCACGCUCUGCUACAGUCACCAUUAAAGUGUCCACUGUGGAACAAGUAGUGGUCACGCAGUUAACUGAGACGACUGAGAUGCCGAUGGAAUAUGAUCUGUUCACAGAUUUGAACCUGUAUCUCUUGCUCAGUCUGGGGUCUGUGUCUUUUCUUCUACUCAUCACCAUUUUGGUCAUCAUUGUGCUGAAGUGUCAGAAGCCCAAACCCUCCAAAGCAGCUGUUCAUAGUCGAAACAGCGUGACCAGCCAGAGGAAUUCAACCAUCGGUGACUCCACCCUCAUCUCCAGUGAUGCUUACUGGUACAGUCUUUUUCUAGCUGAAACUCGGAAAGGAAAAGUGGUGGUUCGACAGCCAUUGCCCAACGGCUCCGGCUUCAUCGUGUCUAGUAUACCACGGAGUGUUGCUCUCACAACUACCAGUGAAUCGAGAUCUUCCACACUGCAGGAAUCCAGCAGUGAUCUACCUUGAUCCUGAAUCUUCCUCAUAGAUCAUCAUCCCAGGUGAACACAUAUCUUGACCUAGUUGGAGAGGUCAUGUUCUGAUAAACACUCGAAAAACCUCUCAUUUACCCACCCUAUUUCUCAUGAACCUGUACAACAAAGACUUUGCAUGGCUAAAAAGAGUUUACUAAAGAGUAACUGAAUUAAGUCAUGAAAGGACUCUAAAUAUUGAGAGGAAGAAAGAAGAUGGUUACCUUAAAACCCUGUGAAAAGGUGAGAAGAGAAACAAACCACAGAAAAAUGUACACAAUGUACACAGAUGUACACAAACCAAGAUAAAUUCAAAAUAUAUAUUUGACUUUUUUCCCCUUUGGAAAUCAAUCUAUUAAGCAUGCCAAACCACUGCAACUCUGGUCAAGCACUCUGAACUGGACAAAAACCUAUUCAUGUAAAAUAGAAUCUGAAGAGCACAAUUUCAUGAACCAGGCAUGUGGCUUUUUUGGUGAUCUAGAAAGAACCUUAACUUUUGCCUUGUAACUUCUCAUACAAUUUGUCUUGUGUGAAUUGUUACAAAUCAGUGUGUUAUAUGCAAACUGCCCAUAUAGGGCGAUUUUUUCUUUCAUACCAAGGCUAGAUUUUGAGAAUCAAGGAAAUGACAAACAUUCAUUCAUAAGUUAUAUAGUGAUGAACUUCUGUACUCCUCUUCUAUUUGCAUGGAGUGUUUGUAGCAUAUAAUCUUGCUGAAAGCCUGGAAUAUAUAUAUUAUAUAGCUCAGGUCAAACAAAUGCUAACACUACCUGCCCAUAUACAAUACUUUCUACCUGCACCUGCUUCAGAUCUGCUGCUCGCAAAACUACUUCAGUUUACAUUACAAGACCUUAAUAAAGUUUUUUGAAACCCUGCUGCUUCCGAUGCAUCGAGACUACCCAACAAUCUGUGCAGCUAAUGUACAGAAAUAACACAUGCAGGCAUGCACAGAUAUGUGUGUAGCUACGAAGCUUUAAAGAAGCAAUAAGUAGCAUCUAAAUAUUAGGUCAAAUGAAACAAAACUCUCCAAAACAUGGGUCUGGAAAUGUGCAGUAUCUCACAGUAUCUUGUUGCCAACGGUUUAGACAUUAAUGGCUGUGUGUUGAGUUAUUUUGAGGGGACAGCAAAUUUACACUGUUAUACAGGCUGUACACUCACUACUUUACAUUGGAGCAGAGUGUCAUUUCUUCAGUGUUGUCACAUGAAAAGAUAUAAUAAAAUAUUUACAAAAAUGUGAGGGGUGUACUCACUUUUGUGAGAUACUGUAUGUUGUAUAUCAGAGAGAGAGAGAGAGAGAGAGAGAGAGACAGAAAGACACUGAAUAUUUACCAAGAAGUUACAGAUUUGUUUAUUUCUCAAAUAGUUAAGCAUGACUUCAUUGGCAAAAUUAAAUAAAACCCCUGCAAUUAUGGCUGAAAAUUGCAUACUAAAAUUUGUAUACUAUAUGAGUAGAGCAGAAUGUACGUGGUUAGUCGUGCGAUCAACAAAGAGUCGAGAUAAAUGAGACUGUUGUGACUGAAAUACUACUUACUGCUUCUUUAGAUAUGAUCAGACUGUUUUUGUAUAACAAGCUGUAUGGCUUUGUAAUUUUUUGCCAACAUGUAAGCGGGUUUUUGAAAUUUUUUAUUGUUUUAUAGAUGUAUGAAGGGCAAACACUGAUGUAUAUAUGUAUUAUAAAACCAAGAAGUGUAUUGUGUAUAUUACUGCUUUGUGUUAAGUGCAUUAUGUUCCACAUUGUAAUCAUGCUGCAGUGUUCAAAAAUGCCAAAAUGAUAGAAAAAAAGCAAGCUAACUGUAUUCCGUGAAAGAAAAAAAACUGAAAAUGAAACAAGAAGGAAAUGAAUGGAAGAGAGAAAGUAAAGAGUGUGUAUUUGAAAUGUGAAUCAAGUGUUGCAGUUGUUAGACCCACAUUGUAUCUUAACGAACAGGAAACUCUAAAAACACACUUACUUAUAUUGGAUAUACUUUAUAUGUGUAUUAAAUUGUUUAUAUAUGGUAUAAAGCACAAUUUUAACACAAAUGUUGAAAUAAGGUUUAUGCUGCUGUGGCAUUUUACACAAAAUAUUUGUUAUAAUUGUGCUGAGUCUGUAUAUUUAAACAAUUUGUAACACCUCCUACAGCCAAAUGUCCAAGUGGCCAGCCAUAGAAAAGGAAAAGGUUACAGUGAAAUGAGAGAAAGGAAAAACUGUGCCUUUUUUUGUUUUGCUUUUUUAUGUUCUGUGCUCUGUGAGUGAGCGCAGAAGCAGUGUUCCUUGGUCUUGGAUGUGUGACUGCGAUCUGAACAGUGUGUAAAGAGUGCCAUCUGGACAGACGGAGUUUCUUCAAUUUAUUUGCAUUCAAAAUGAAUUUACGAACAAAAAGAGACUCUGGUUAUUGUUUUUCCCCAGAAUAAUUAGUGUGUGCUUCAGUAUUUAUUUUCAAUUUUAAUCGUAGAUCUUGAGUUCACAGUGUUAUUAUCUUGGAAAGUGAGAUGUUUGCCAGUGGGUGUAUGGACAUAAAAUUUCUUUCUAAAGUAUCAGAAUUAGAAUGUUAUUUCUUCUUUAAAGUUGCUCUUCUAAAUAUAGCAACAUAAAUAAAGUAUUUAUGAAUUGUUUCAUUUUUCUGGGUCAUUGUUAU